ACGCCGGGGACAGCUUCAAACCCUUACCGACAUCCGCGCCGAGUGGACGCUCCCUCUCGCUCUGUCCUCUGACCGAAAUUCUUAGUCACUUUUUUUUUUAUUAAGAUUGGUUACAUUUCCUUUCGUUGGAGGAAUUAGGUGAAUUUCUUUAGUCAUUCCUUGUGUCUGAAGAGUACCGGGACUUUUUUUUCUGCAGGCGAAGGACUUUCCCUGACGAGACUGUAUUCGAGUGUUGCUGAAUUCUGACAGACGAAAGACAGACAACGACAGUGACCUCAAGCCUUCCUCUGCUGCAGGAGUAGCAAGGAGUGGCUUCUUCCAAUUCGAUGAGCCAGUUCUAAGGAGUAGCCGGCGCAUCACUAUGGGAAAUCUCCGAGAACGUAUAUGAUCAUAAAGGGACACUAGGUUAGCCCAGCGAGGCCGAAGAAUUCCGUACAGAAGAACAACAUGAAGGCAAUGUCACCCAUAACAAGUCUGCUCGCGGUGCUGGGCGUCCUGACGGCGGCCGCGGCUCAGUCUCUCUUCGACGGCAUCGACUUCACCCUCGGGGCCAGCGACGCCGAGACCUCGCCUCCCGAGGGCGCGUCGCUCUUCUCCCUGGACGCCCAGGAUGAAGGGGGGCAGCGGGAGUCUCUCUUCGGAGGCGUGAAGAUGUCCCACAGCCUCAAGGAGCUCGAGGAGGAAGGAGUACCGCUGGGGUCCCUCGAGAGCUUCAGCCCCUCGAGGAGGGCGUCUCUCUCCGAGCUUCAGGUGACGAGUCGGCCUCGUCGGCCUCCCUCCGGACGCAGGGUGGCCUCCGCUACUGUGUCGGUCGGGCUGUCGGGGGCGCAGAGGGCCUCCGGGAGCUCCCUGUUCGACGCGGUUCCCUUUGCCGGGGCGAAUCCCCACCAGGAGCGAGGCUUUGGGUCCAGCAGCAGCAGCGCCCAGAGCAGGAGUAUUGGCAGGGGCCCAGCGCCGUUCCAUGACGCCCCUGAUUAUGCUGCAUCUGCUUCUCAGGAUGAUUACGCCGAGGAUUAUUAUGUGGACGACUAUGAGGACUCGGAGACGCAGCCCUCGAAGUCCACGCACAGGUUCCUUCUGCCUUCCGACCAGAACGAUGAGUAUGGAAGCAAUGAGAACGACAACGGCGGCUCCACCUCGCGCGCCCUCCAGGUCCUGGCUCGGUCGGCGCAGCAGCUGGCGGCCGCACUGGAGGAGAGGCAAAGCAGCGACCACCACUCCACUUUCCCCCACCAAGUGCAGGGAGACUUCCACUCAGUCCUGGAGACUCUGGCCUCCAAGAACUCCGGAUCCAGAGGGACAGGAAGUGAAGGAGCCGACGGAGAAGAUGAGCCGCCCUUUUUAACGGAGGAGGAUUUGUCGAAACUCUCCAAACUCUUCGGCUCCUUGGAGGUCGAUAGCAAGGAGGCUGCGGCUCCCUUGGGGAACCAAGACAGAAUGGAUGAAAAGCAGAUUGCUGAGAUCAGGCGGAAGCGACUAGAAGACCUGCGCCUGGCUCUCGAAAUCAUAAGGGAUUUUGAAGAGCCUACCUCUGAGGGCGGCGAGGGAGACGAGGAAUUCGAGUUAAUGUUGGCCAAAUCACUCUUCAGUAAGAAAAUCAACUCCCUGACCGAGCUGAACAGGAAGCAACGAGACUCUUUGGAUUCUCUGAUGGAAAGCAUGAGGAGCAGACGCUCUGAUUCUUUCUCUCUCGACGCUCUCUCUCUGUUUCCUUUCAAUACGCUUGCUUUUGCUGCUCUUGGUUCCAGUGCAGAUGCAUUAUCUUCCCCAGUUUCUGAUACAGGCAGGUAUCUCCUUCCUAGCCAGAAUGUGGCACCUGCCCGUGAUCCAGGCCCGCCUUCCCCUCCUCCAACACUUGGAACUUUAAAUUCUUAUCUGCUCCCUAACCAGAACCCAGCACCGCUUCGUAACCCUGGCCCGCCAUCCCCACCUCCAACAACGGGUCCUGUGAAUAGUUAUCUCCCUCCCAAUGUGAACCCAGCACCUCCGCGGGAUCCAGGGCCACCUUCCCCUCCCCCUUCUCCACCUGUCAUUGUUCCUGCGACGGCAUACACCCUCCCUGGUCAAACACAGUCUAAUCCUUCGGCGUCUUACUUGCCUCCACAACCAAGUCCUCAAGCCAACCCACUUCCUCCGACUAUCAUUUAUGCUCUUCCAGCUCCCCCGCCAGCACAGGCGGAUCCUGGGCCUCCUGCGCCACCCCCCACAACUACAACACGACGUCCUGCCCAGACUUACCUGCCUCCUUUCCGAGAUGAAGUUACCCCUCAGAGAGGUUAUCGGCCACCUGCACCUUUGCCUCUGGAAACUUCUAAUGACGACAACUUAAAUGACUGGAGACCUUUAUCGAAUCCAAACAACCACAGAGGCUACAGCAGUGACCCUCUUGACGUCCCAGGUGGAGAACGUGACACUCGUAAUGAAACUUCCACCGCCGUCCACAAUUACCACUACCACUACCAUAUAACAGGAAGCAAGGACGAGCUCUUCCAGACCGAGGGCAAAGCCAGCGCAGACAAGCCAGCCCGCGACAGGGUCAAGGAAUGUCAGUCCGGAAUAGACUGCAGCUUAUUUGAGCCUUCACACUUCCUCACAGCACCCAGUCAGGCUGAUGAUUUCAGCGAGUCGUCCUACACCUCACUAAAUCAGGAGAGAAGGCCAAGUGCAGAUAGGCCACGCCCCCAACCUCCUCUGAAUCCACGCCUUCCUUCGCGGGGUUAUGGCCCACCGGCUACUACGACGCCCGCUGACCCACCGGCGCCCAUGUAUGGCUAUGGUCCUCCUCGAACAACGACGCCGGCCAACCCCCCGGUCCCUAUGUAUAGCUAUGGGCCUCCUCCCACGACAACGCCUGCUAACCCUCCAGCCCCUAUGUAUGGCUAUGGCACUCCGCCGCCCUCAAACCCUCCAGCUCCACCUCCACCUCCACCUCCGCCUCCACCUCCACCUCCACAAGUCUAUGGACCUCCUCCAACAACCCCUGCGACUCCCCCAGCAGUGUACGGUGCUCCACCAGCCAACCCUCCAUCUCCACCUCCACCUCCGCCUCCACCUCCACCUCCACAAGCCUAUGGACCUCCUCCAACAACCCCUGCGACUCCCCCGUUGCCUCCCCCAGCAGUGUACGGUGCUCCACCAGCCAACCCACCAGCUCCAACACUGCCUCCAGCCAACCCCGCUCCUCCAUCUCCUCCUCCUCCGCCUCCUCCUCCUCCUCCCACCGCUGCGCCCCAGAACAUUUACUUACUGCCCGUCCCAAAGCAACCUAAAGCUCCCUUGGACCCGUUUGCAUUUCUGAAACCGAAAGCUAAGAAGGCCAAGCCAGGGCAGCUGGUGGCAUACGGGCCUCUGCCAGUCAGACGUCUGCCCGCCCAAACCGUUCAGCUUGCAAACACUCAACAGAGCAAUCCUGUAGCCAACGACCAGACGAACCUCCUGACACAGCAAAGGGACCAACUGCAACGCCAGUACUUACAAAACGAGCAACAGCUUUUGCAACAGCGCCAGCAACUGAGAGAUCUAAAUCAGUUGCAAAUGCAAAUAAGAAUGCAAGAGCUUCAACGAGAGCAAUUAAAGAAAACGCUGUUCAACCAGGUCAGCAAGGACAAGUUCGGGGGAGACUUCAAAAAGAUGUUUUACAAAGGCGCGGUGUUACUUGGCGCAAUGUCGCUCAUCCCCUUCGCCGCUGGCCGCCGACGGAGGGACGCGGAGUGGCGCGCGAGGGCCACCGAAGAACCCCUUCUUGAGAGGGCCACCGAACUCUCAGCUCUCGUGAAUCAGUCACUCACACUCAACGCCACGAACGCUCAUAGCAGACAGACCGAAGGCGAAGUUGCGAAGAUUCUCCAACUUGUCGGGAUCAGCAACAUGUCAGAGGCUGGCUUACAGGAGGUGGAGUCUUCACUCCCGCCGCCGCCCGUCCUAAAAGACCCGGUCUGCCUCCAGAGGUCCUUCUGUUCGCUUAUGGAAGGACUUGAGGGAACUGAGUAUCAUCAUGACUUUCUGCUUCAGUACUGGAAGAUGUUCCCCGACGGCAGGAGGAAUCCCGUCGUGGCGCAGGCUCUGAGUUCAGCCGAAGGGCGAGAAGCUGGGGAAGAGACUGAGGUUCCAGAACAGAACGAUGUCUGUCAGGCUUACCGCUGUCCUGUGCCCGACCACUACCUUUAACUAAUCUCUAUUGUACAGACCAAUUAUUGUCACAGGGACAGUGAUUGUGUAAAAGAUUAUGUAAAUUCAUGUAAAACUUUAUUCUGUAUGAAUGUCGAUCUAGCAUAGAAUCUGUUUAUAAAAGACAUUUACACACAGAUCUUUUCCUCGCUUUUUUCCAGUUAUUACGUGCUUUCCCGAAUUUGAAAAAAAAAAGAAUAUCGACAUGAAAAACUAUAUCAACAAUUUGAUAACUAAAACUGAUAUUCUUUCUGCCUCUACCAAGAAAAAAUAGACUUAGGAAACUUCUUUUCGAAAAUUGCAAAUGCCUCAAAAUUGCUUCAGCUUUCGGUGCAACGGCCCUCCUUCUUGCCUUUGCUUUAUUCCACAUGCACAAAUUUCUUUAGUUACCCAGACAAAAGGAGCAAUUGUUAUAUCAAUAACAGACCCGAGAACAAUUUCAUUCGUAUAUUUAAAUGUUCAUAUAUGUUGUUGUUUUUUUUCAAACCUGUUAUAUGUUACGUAACUUAUACUAUUCACUAACUUAUGUAACUUAAAUCAUUGGAUAACAUUAGUAGAUGAGGUUUGUCAUUCACUCGUUGUUAAAAAGAGAUUAGUGUAUGGCCUGUUUCAUGUAAUCAUAUUCAUUAAACAGAUUCAUCUUAA
This is a messenger RNA of Penaeus indicus, 4812 nucleotides long. Its product is annotated as atrophin-1-like. The transcript has 4 exons. The record is from RefSeq and is a predicted model, not a curated record. NCBI's taxonomy places the organism in Eukaryota, Metazoa, Arthropoda, Malacostraca, Decapoda, Penaeidae. The coding region runs from base 448 to 4167 and encodes 1239 amino acids.